AUGUCGCUUGGUACUGGUGUCGGUGAUAUACUGGCGUGUGCAAGACUUGCUUAUAAACUCUACCAGGAACUGUCUGAAACAGAUGGCGUUGUUAGAGAAUUCCGGCCUCUAUCUUCACGGCUCCUUACUGUCUACAAAGCCCUCCUCCAAGUGGAACAACUCAGGGCGGCUUAUCAGUUGACUCAAUCAACCUUGAGUGCCAUUCGCUUCCUGGCGGGCAAGAUGAGCGAGGCCAUCAAUGGCUCUGAUGAUAAUGCUUGGAAAAGUGCAACUGUCACUCCAAGAUGGAUCGUUGAAAGGUCUGAGUUUCCGCAUGUUAGGCUAAGCGCAAUGAUCACGGGAAGGGAUACAUGUUGUGCAAGACCUAACUUCGAAAAGGUCACCCAUCCUAAUGACUUCUUCCGACCUGGGCGGGUAUUUACCGUGGCCAUGCGAGACCCAUAUGAGCGUGAGAAAGAACGACUUAACCGACAGAAGAAGAAUUACGGGGACAUUAUAAAGCUUCCUUUGAAAGCAAUGUUUCGAUAUGGCGAUGUUCAAGAGAAUGGACAAGUUCAAUGUCAUUUGUGCACUGGUGACAUUCGAUUCCCAAAGGUCUUCUGGGUUGACAGACACUUCAGGAUAUAUCAUCAUGAGACGUUUAGAAAGCUGCAUGAUGUAUCGAGUCUUGACGAAAGGAUAGGUUAUAUAUAUCUAGAUGAGAUGAGCACUGAUCGCCCUAUUCUGUCCGAGUCAGAAAUCGAAGAAAUGAUUUCCAACGAAUAUAAUCUUCCCACCUGGGAUAUGGACCCCUGGGUAGGAGCCAUCACUAUCCGCCGAUUCGUGGUCGUCCAGCAGGGUACUAAAUCCUGUCUUUGUCUGGGUAUACAUACUUACUCAGGAAGAGGAUGUUCCGACCAACCCGAUCAGGAGCUAUAUGCUAUUCUCUACUCAUCGAAGUACAUUCCCGACCCAUUGCCAGAAGAAACAAGAAUGAACAGUCAGCCUAUACGCCUGAAACUUGAGCAGCUAUCAACAGUACUACCCAGCACCGCCCGCGUCCACUUCGGCCGCGUCUAUGAGAUCAAGCAUGAUGUGGAAUUGAACAAUGUUGGUUUGGUCCAUGGCUCAUCCAUGGAUAUACUGUCGUCACAAUUCGAAUCCCAUCGUCCGAUAGAUACUCCGAACGGUGUAGCAUCUUCGCCGGACAAGGAUCAGGCAGGUACUUCUGCAGGUGAUACGGUCACACAGGCUGAUGUCAAGAUUGAGAAAUGA
Messenger RNA from Aspergillus tubingensis, 1254 nucleotides. Its product is annotated as magnesium transporter NIPA family protein. The record is from RefSeq and is a predicted model, not a curated record. NCBI's taxonomy places the organism in Eukaryota, Fungi, Ascomycota, Eurotiomycetes, Eurotiales, Aspergillaceae. The transcript is spliced from 5 exons. Bases 1 to 1254 code for a protein of 417 amino acids.